Messenger RNA from Marchantia polymorpha subsp. ruderalis, 1603 nucleotides. Lineage: Eukaryota; Viridiplantae; Streptophyta; Marchantiopsida; Marchantiales; Marchantiaceae. The record is from the annotation of a GenBank genome assembly.
CAAUAGAAUUGGCAAAGCAUCUCCCAAUCCCCCAUCGCCACAUGCAACAGUUAUCUAACGACUGAUUGAGAUUAGUUCAGCCUAGAAGGCUCUUUGGAUGACAUCUGCCAAUGCCUUGUCCAUCCACAACAGUUCGUGUGAUUCAGGCUCUUCGUGUUGCACCAGGCCUUCGAACAGUACCUGCAUGGCUGUUUCAGAAGACGGAAAACUGAUCUCAUCGUUGUCUCUCGAGGGACGAUGUGGACUCCUGACAUCAAGAACUGUCAAGGUGCGACUGCUAGCGAGAAGGAUACUGUUGCGAGUGCCGAUCGCGCUGUAUAAGACACCAGAGCAGUUUAUGAUGGCGAUUGAAGUCAUGAUGGGAUUCAGUUACAGCGAGGUGCAAUAUUUGUCCCAAUCAAUAAGAGUGAGAAGAGCAGCAUCAUCGAUGUCAGUAAACUCUGAGGAUGUCCACUUCUCUGCAGAUGUCGAGUAGUCGAAGAGCGCUGGACAGCUAUUCCUUCCGCGUUGAAGGAAGAGGACAGUUACAAGCUCGUAUGUCGAUACAAGUAUCAAACAAUCUCACCGUUACCGCCUAGAAUGCUUGGUUCCUCAGCAAGCUUCUGCAGCUGCUCAUCUGUUGAAAUUUUCAUCUCCUGCAACGAUAGCAGGGGUAGCCAUUCGACCCUCAAGCUUCCUCUCUCGCCGCAGUCUGCAUGCAUGUUCAAGCCUGUAAAGCCUAGAGGAUACAACCUUUUAGUCACCCACUGUGCGUUAGCCUGAGAGAUCACAGAAAAUCGAAAUAGAACAAAAUCACAGAAAUUCUUGCCGAGUCUUCUUGGAGUCUCUGCUGAGGCUUUUUGGAGCGGAAUGUCUCGCUGUCGGUGACGACUUCGUUCCGUUUUUCUACUGGCUAAAGUCCAAGCAGGCAAUUGCACGAACGUCAUCGAGCCAGAAAACAUCCAUCGGUGCAAUUUUAUAUGGUAGAAAACCACAUCCAUCAUCACCCACUGACAACGAAAUCAGAAAAAUGUCUUCCCUUCGCUACGAACGUGUCGGACUUUCCAAAGCCGAAGAACAGAACAGACACGAUGUACCAGUACUUUAGCAGAGGAUUACCUCCAGCCUUCGCAUAGACCGGACUCGGUGGAUGGCACACUGACGGGAGGAGACUUGACAAGCGAUUCAAUCUACUUGGCGACUGGAAUCUGAACAUCAAUCUCAGACAUUUUUUCCAAGUCUCAUACACAUGGUUUUCUGAGACCACCUUUUCAGCAUCACCGCCAUCGCUCCCCCAUUUCUCGUGGGUGAAGAUAUCUGCUUUCUCCAGAGUCAUGUGACGACCCUCAAGGUCUUUACCGCAAACCAUCGUACCCACUGGAAUUGGUCAUGCAAAAGCUGGAUGAUCCCGAUUGAGCAAUGUGCCUCCUCGGAGGAUGUACCGGAAAAAAGAAUCCUGCACAUCUAGGUACUUUUAUGAAACUCUGCGGUCUCGGCCCUGCUUCAGAGAGCCCGUUCACAAGCUAGCCCAGACAGAAGCAUUCGUCUCCUACUCUGUCUUCUAUGUACGGGCUUCAUAUCGUCAUCGGUAUUUUCCAACAUUCCACAGAAGAACAAAUUGAAC